This is a messenger RNA of Aspergillus ochraceoroseus IBT 24754, 2936 nucleotides long. Its product is annotated as putative polarized growth protein (Boi2). Gene Ontology annotation, cellular component: plasma membrane. Lineage: Eukaryota; Fungi; Ascomycota; Eurotiomycetes; Eurotiales; Aspergillaceae. Bases 191 to 2800 code for a protein of 869 amino acids. The record is from RefSeq and is a predicted model, not a curated record. Gene Ontology annotation, molecular function: protein binding. The transcript has 4 exons. Gene Ontology annotation, biological process: actin cytoskeleton organization.
AUCCAGGACCCAGUUAUCACGAUCAGUCCACUAAUGGGAUUUCUGCUGCCGCGCAGUCUACACCACAAAGGCGCCAAACAUUCCCGUCCGACCGCCCAUUGACGUCGGAGACUCGGACUCUCUCCUGUCGAAUGGCGAAGCAGAAGAAGAAGAAGAAGAAGAAGACCCUCGUACGGAGAAGAAGUCAUCAAUGGACUUCAAGGAUUCAGUGUCCGCGCCCAGGAGUGAAGAUUCUACGCCCCAUGCGUCGAGACACGCGAGCAUGAGCGAUCUUCGCGCCUCUCCCGACAUCGAAGAACCGGGAGCCCCUCCGUUCUUUUCGCCAAAACAGCAGCAGCGAUCUAGUUCAUCCCCUUUACCGGGCGCCAAGAUGGCAGUCGAUAUACAGCAGACCAUCCGACAAACCCUUGAUCCCCAUAUCAACGGUCAAGACAGUCCCGUCAUGAAUGAAACCCUCAGUGUGAUCGAUGAGCAUAUCACGGAUCUCAGCACUCCACGCCACAGUGUCACCGCUCAUGACCAAAAAACCAUCGCAAAUGAUUCCGCUAGCGAAUAUAGCAGUCACCUGGAUCACCGCAUGUCUUACAUUAACGGAGGAGGAGGAGGAGGGGGGCAAGAGGAGCAUGACGAGGAGGGCAACCCGCCUCCGGAGGAGGAGGAAGUCCGGAAUUGGACUCCAGUAGAAACCGCGAAACACCUACGGCACGUGGGGGUCGAAGAAAAGCACUGCGAGAUCUUCGAAGAGCAGGAAAUUGCCGGAGACGUGCUUUUGGACAUGAACCAGGAUUUCAUCUUCAUGAAGGAGUUUGAUUUUGGGGUGAUGGGUCGGCGAUUGAAAACCUGGCACAAGAUCAAGGCCUUCCAGGAGGAGGUUAAAGGCCUGAAAGAGGAGCAACAACGUCCCCUCAGUCGUACCGGUCAAACCGGUCCCCUUCGGCCUCGAAUGCCGAAUCUCAGGGGAUCGGUCAGUGGUGCCCAGCAUCCGCGACUGAUCAGCAGCAGCAGCAGCAGCAUGCCGAGCAGCAACCUGCAGAGCAACCCUAAUUCUCCCCUCACCCCGCAGACGCCACCCGGCCCCUUUAUGGAUCAUUCCCGACGACCAUCGGCGGCGUCAAUCCGGGAGAUCAAUCACUCCAGGCGCCAUUCAUCGUUGGACACCACCAGUCGAUAUUCAAUUGCGGGCGACGGCUCCCCUCACUUUGUUGUCCCGCAUCACCACAAGAAGAGCUCGUUUGAUCGGGGCUGGACCAUGUCGCGUGGAGCACAACCGCGCGGACCUCCCCGUCCAGGCACCGCUCUCGGCGCGUCCACGGCGGGAUCCUUCAGUCAUCAUCAACCUGUGCGGGGAUUGGAGUCAGCCAUGGCCCUAGCAGACGAGUUGGAUCGCGGAUAUUUCUCCGGCCCCGAAGUGGACACGCGAACGCAGCGCCGUUUCCUCCCCAUCCGAACAUCAGGAAACAGCAGCGCCCACUCCCUGCACUCGAAUAUCACCGAUGAACAGCAGCUUCGAGGUACCCCACGGCAUUCACGGAUGAGCAGUGCGGAAUCCAUUCCCGAUGAUGCGCCACCGAGUAAUGCGCGGAAUCCCGCAGCCACCUUCCCUCUUCCCGCAGCCAAGGGCCGGUUGCGCAGUCUGAGCACCCGAGUCACUGAGCGCCGUCCACAACAAUCCUCCUCCCGCACCAAACCGGGAUUUUUUGCUUCCUUGGUUCCGUUGGUGGGAAAAUCGGACCCGGACGGCGCGACGCGCUCGACCCCGCAACCCCUGCAGCAGAUCAAAAAUGCUGCACCCAAGUUUCGACGUGCGGUUGGCCUUCGCGCCAUGUCGGAUGUGAUUGGCAAGGGGAACGAUCCCUCGCCGCCCGUCCCAGCAUCCCCUGUGCACGAGGGAGACCGUACCUCCUCCAUCCGCACUGGAUCCACCACUCCCUCGACAUCGAAGAGCUCCGAAAGACACAGCACCGAUGGGUCCGGGAAGGCUGUCGAAGGCGGGGGGGGCAUUUCCUUGCCUCGCGCGCGACCCUCCCUCAAGGCAGCGGUGAAGUCCAAGAAGGACACGAGUGCCUACACGCGCGGACUGGAGAAAAAGUCGCCUCAGGAACAGAUGGCGGGAUGCGAGUUCUCCGGAUGGAUGAAGAAACGGUCCUCCAACCUGAUGACGACAUGGAAGCCCCGCCUGUUUGUCUUGCGAGGGCGUCGGCUUUCCUACUACUAUUCCGAAAACGACACUGAAGAACGCGGCCUGAUUGACAUCACAGCCCAUCGGGUGCUCCGCGCGGACAACGAUCCCAUUGUUGCCCUCCAUGCCACCAUCACCGGCGCCACAGUUUCGCCGUCCUCACCUGUCGGCGGCGAUUCGGUUUCCGACAAAGGCUCAACUUCGGAAUCCCAACGGGGAGGUCGGACGAGUGGGGAGGGAUCAUCAUCAUCAUCGUCGUCGUCAUCAUUUUUCUUCAAGCUGGUGCCGCCCAAGACGGGUACCUCUCGCACGGUGCAGUUCACCAAACCUGCGAUCCACUAUUUCCAGGUGGACGGUAUCCAAGACGGCCGACGAUGGAUGGCCGCACUGAUGAAGGCCACCAUUGAGCGGGACAUGGACCUGCCCCGAACCAUCAGUCUCAAGGAAGCCCAGCUGAUGAACCAGCGGCCACCCACCCUCAUGACCGAGGCUGACUCGGCAGCGGACCACUCCUCUGCCCAACCAGGACGGGGUUUAAUGAUCCAGGGUCUCAAUAUCGACCAAGUCGAGAGUCCUGUGGAGAUAGGGGACACGAACAACCAGAACAACUCCCUUGGGUGAGCUUGCUUGACAGGGGCGCCCUCACCUUUGCUCCCGAACUCUCUCCCCAGAUCGGGGUGAUAGAUAUAACUUGCUUUGAUCCGUUGCUUUUUUUUUCAGUACAUUUGCUCGGCUUCCUUUUUUUUUUUUUUUUUUU